Mollisia scopiformis is the source of this 719-nucleotide messenger RNA. RefSeq lists its product as uncharacterized. NCBI's taxonomy places the organism in Eukaryota, Fungi, Ascomycota, Leotiomycetes, Helotiales, Mollisiaceae. Gene Ontology annotation, molecular function: 5'-3' DNA helicase activity. The record is from RefSeq and is a predicted model, not a curated record. The transcript has 2 exons. The coding region runs from base 1 to 432 and encodes 143 amino acids.
AUGGAAAGUAGCAGCGCGCAGGAGCAAUCAUCAGUAGAUGGUUGUGGUGUUGGACCUGUCAAGAAGUUGCAGGAGCGUGGCUUUGCCCUCAACGAUAUCAUGGUGAUCUGCUACUACUCAGAAGCCGUCAAAGCUCUCAAGAAUUUCUUGAAAAGCCAAGGCAUCAAAGUAGAUGAGCAUUCAAAGGUAUCAAGAGUUGAAACUGUCGGCUUGGCUCUCGACAUCAAGACUGUUGAUGGUAGCCAAGGCAUGGAAAAGCUUGUUGUCAUUACGAUGUCCAUCACAAACGGAUGCAACAAGGACCAUCUCGGUCUCCUUCGAGACCUUCGCCGAAUCAAAGUUUCACUUUCUCGUGCCAAGGUGCUCAGAAUCGGAGUUGCGCAUCGUGGUAUUGGACAACUCGGCGGUAUUUCUGGAGGAUUUGGUCUAUAAAGCUCCCAGAUAUUGAGGGACUGGGCACAGUCUCACAAAGAAGAUGGUCACAUGAAAGAGGUGACAGUUGGCAAGCGGUUGUGUCACAGAGUAGAUCACAUGAUUCUGGCUGUUGUCAGCUCACCUGACUUAGUGCGAGCUUGGAGUAUAUAAGUUUGCUGCUCUUCUCUUACUCUUAGAUCUUCAGACAGAUUCUACUACGAUCCAUUAUACCCAUAUUAUCGUUCACCCUAUAUGAAGUGCUUGUCGACUACUGCGUGACAGGUUGCUUGAUUAUGAGGAUUUUA